UUUUUUUUUUUUUUUUGUGUCAUCAUAAUGUUUAAACAUUGAUUUUGCAGCCCAUUUAUACUUUAGGCUUUUAAUGGUUGUAUCCUUCUCUUGAAUGGUAGUUCUAGUUUCCUUUGAAAAUAUAUCAUUAAUGUCUGUUUGGCCUUUAUCAUGGGGAACAGGCAAAUAGAAUUAAAAAACCCACCUUUUCAUCUAUGCAAAGCGUAUCUAAUGGUCAUGGGAACCUGUCUACGUUCUCCACACUCUGAACUAAAUUUUCUUCUUCAAAGUUGCAUAUAUGAUGUUACGUGAUAGGUAUUAAUGAUUUUCUUUCAACCUUUUCAUACAUAGUUGUUGGCUCUAUCCCAGUUUCUAUAUAAGAGGUUUGUUUGUGUGAGGGGUGUGAUUCUACUACUUAUCUACAAGUGAGAAUAUUGUUUCUUUUCGAGCACAAUUCUAGCUCAGGCAUAUUUGUAAUCAUGUUAUUUGUGAAGGAAAAAUGUGUCCACUAGGUUCCUUUGAGUUUAACUUGCAUGAUUCUGUUGAAGGUUUCUGAGCCUUUGCCUAACCUGGUGGUCAAUGGUGAGAGGGUGGACUUGGUGGAAUUUCUUGCCGAUUGUUAGGAGCCUUUGGCGAUUGUUUCUAUAUUGUCUUUGCAUUUUUUUAUGGUUGCAACAAUCAAUGGUGUUUAGUUCGUCUUGAGGACCAAGUUUCAUGCAAUCCCAGUACGUAGUAAGUUAUGAUGCCCUUACUGUUUCUGGCAACCAUUUCCGCAGAGUACGCGACGUGGAUAUGAAGCGAGACUAUGCAUUCGUGGAAUUCAGCGAUCCAAGAGAUGCUGAUGAUGCUAGAUAUCACUUGGAUGGAAGAGAUGUUGAUGGGAGUCGCAUUACUGUGGAAUUUGCCAAGGGGGUACCACGUGGACCUGGAGGUGUUCGAGAGUAUGUUGGCAGGGGUCCUGCUCCUGGUUCUGGACGUUGCUUUAAUUGUGGCCUUGAUGGCCACUGGGCCCGAGAUUGCAAGGCUGGAGACUGGAAGAACAAGUGUUAUCGCUGUGGGGAAAGAGGCCAUAUAGAAAGGAACUGCCAGAAUAGUCCUCAGAAGCUCAAAGCCCGGAGUUACUCUCGUUCACCUGUCAGAUCCCGUUCUCCUCCUCGCCGUGGCAGGAGGAGUCCAAGCUUCAGCCGAAGCCGUAGCUAUAGCCGGUCCAGAUCCCCUCCUAGAAGAGGAAAAAUUGUUGGGUAUGAAGAAAGGAGAUCCAUGAGUCGAAGCCCCAUGCUAAAGAGUGGCACUCCUCCAUCCAAAACAAGGAAGCGCAGCCCAUCUCCUUUUGCAGACAGCCCUAUCGAAAGAGGAAGUCCAUCUCCCAUUAGGGAGGAAAUAGCGUCCGGGCAAUAUAGGUACAGUCCAAGUCCAAAGGCGUUGAGCAGAAGUCCAGCAAGUCCUGAGAGGGAAAGCCCUGCUGUUAGGAGGUACGAUGACAGCCCUUAUGGAGCCAAUGGUGACAAUCGCAGCCCUAGUCCACGGGACGAUAGGAGUCCGGUUGAUGAGGAUGAUAAUGUACCUUCCAACAGAGGCAGUGAAUCUCCGUAAAAAUUUUACCUUCUGAACUUCUGUAAGUUCGAGCAGACUGUAGGUUUGUGAUUGUGUGUGUGUUAAUUAUAAUUGACAUUUAUCAUACACUGAAUUGCUAGUUUUCAACUUUUCCAAUAACUAAGAUGAAAUGAGGUAGACUACAUUUUCUAUUCGUCCUUGGUCAGUAUGUUACAAGAUAUUUUUUCAGUUCUGUUAUGGUCAAAUUUAGCUGUUUCUUCAAAGAA
This is a messenger RNA of Olea europaea var. sylvestris, 1799 nucleotides long. RefSeq names its product serine/arginine-rich splicing factor RS2Z33-like. Bases 694 to 1572 code for a protein of 292 amino acids. NCBI's taxonomy places the organism in Eukaryota, Viridiplantae, Streptophyta, Magnoliopsida, Lamiales, Oleaceae. Gene Ontology annotation, biological process: mRNA splicing, via spliceosome. The record is from RefSeq and is a predicted model, not a curated record. The transcript is spliced from 5 exons. Gene Ontology annotation, cellular component: nuclear speck. Gene Ontology annotation, molecular function: zinc ion binding; mRNA binding.